AUGAGCCAAGUUACAUUGCCUGCCGAUCUUUUGCAGAACCUCCGGGACAACAUAUCGUUUGAUCUUGGGGCAGUGGAGGACAUUCGUGCAGCUUUGACAGAGGUGAACGAUCGCUUGAACUACAGAACCAAUUUGCUUGGCCAGGCUAUGGGCACGCUUGAGACAGGGCAUUCCCAUAUCUUCUCAGGAUGUAUGUCGAUGGAAGAUCGCUUGAGAUCCUUAGAGGAGGCUUUGCGCGAGCAGCAUGGUGUGGUUGAACGACAAAGUACCACGUGGAACAAUGAGAUGCUUGAAGUCAGAGGAUGCUUGGAGCAAGUUCAGGCAAGGACACAGGCACACAGUGUGCAGGUGGACCAAGACCGACAACGAGAAGCGAUGAUGGCUGCAAAGCUUGAGUCGUUGGAGGGUCGAGUCAGAGAUCUAGAAGCAGCCUGCAGUCAGCAAGAAAUAAGGCAAAAGGAGCACCAUCGCCGGCUGGAUGCUCACUCAACGUUACUAUAUGCACCUACCUUCAAUGCUACAGGCAGUGGAGAAGCUGUUGGAGGCACCGAGGCCCUGGCAGCACGGGUGGAUGAGGAGUUGGCUAAAUUGGAUGGAAGGUUGAAAAGUUGGGAAUCCAAGGUAGACCUCCUUUCAAGGCCGACUACAGACGCUCAUGAACAUCGACGAGUUGAGCACUUUACAUUGUCUCCUGACGGCCAAGACCGCAGUGAGCAUGUGGAAAGGGACUGGUGGACUCAAGUUGGCGACGAGCCCAACAGUGAUGAGGACCAGUCUGCAAACCCAUGGAACAUAUCCCAGCCUCCUGCAGUACCACCUGGAUUGACAUCGCAUUUGCACAGAUCCGAAAAGGCGAAGGCAGAGCACUCAAGUCAACCUGCGCCCGGUCAAUCUGGUAGAGCGCCAGUGACAGGGCAGAAGGAGCAGUGGAAGGUGUUGACGGAUUUUCCAUCAUUUGACUUCACGAGUAAGACACCGUGGGAGUUGGGGAUGGCAUAUUCAACGUGGAAGAGACAAAUAUGCACUGUGGCAGGCACUGCGUCUGGAGUAUUUCAAGCUUUUGUAGAAGAGUGUUUUGCAGAGGCUGAGGAUCGCUACCAGCGUGGUGCUCGUGGUGAAGCUGUUGACACACUGAAGGCCUAUCAUUCGUAUCCCUCGGGGUAUGGUGGUAGACUGGUGGUUCAAUUGUUACGAGUUCUUCCCGAGGAAAUAACUGCGCCAGCCGUUGAGAUGACGACUCCUACGACAGAGAUCCAUCCGGUUCAAGUACUGGAGGAGUUGGUAGGACAGGUGCAGCCUGGUGGAUGUGAAGAACAGACCAGUUUAACCAGAUUUGUGAGAUCCUUGGAGGCAGUACAGACGGCGUCUGCGGCUAUACAAGUCAUCAGACGAUGGAAGCUUGCCAGGGCAAGAAUACAAACCCUUGGUCUUCCAGAGAUUGCGCCGUUUGAACUUCUGCGAGGACUGCAAAACUUGGUCAGUCGUCUCGAAAAGAGACAUGAGUCCCUACGCACGCGAAUGUCGAUAUGUCGUCUUGAUGCUUCUGUGCAACUAGGACAGACGAGGGGAGUGGAUCUCGUUCUCGACAACCUGGAAAAGGAGUUGCGCUUGAUUUCUGCAAAUGAAUAUGCUAAGAACAGGACAUCUGACGAAGGUGACAGCCCCAAGACCGAUGCCGAGAAGAAGAAGAUUCCGUGCAGACAUCACAAGCGAGGAGGCUGCAAGCUGGGCGACAAGUGCAAGUACUCUCAUGCUGCACAGGCCCAGACUCAGGGAGAUGCAGCUCAGACUUUGCUGGGAGUUGAGUCCGGAGGUGGAGAUGAGCCAGAUACCGAUAGCGAGUCAUCUUUGGAAGGUUCUAUUGGACAGGAGGAGGUAGACUCCGAGGCAUCCACUCCAAGCACGCAACCGGACAUGCGCAACGAGAAUGACAUCGACCUCUACAUGGCGGAGGCGCUACAGAGGGCGCAGGAGGAGAGGCAAAGACGGCAACCUCUCUGGAAACUGCAUCUUGAACCAAUGGAGUAUUUGGCGUGGCGAAAUAGCGACAUUCUCACAACCGAGAAGGCCUUUGUGGAGGUAGACAAUCCAUACGAUGUAGCUGCUGGAGUGUCUGUUAUCCUUGCUGGCUUAGAUGAAAAUUUGCCUCUCUAUGACAUCGAGAUAGGAGAUGAGCAGAUUUUGUUGGCUGCACAUGACAUGCUGAUUAUGUGUGAUGAUGACGUAGUCAGGCCAGGAAUUCUGGUAUGGCUGAUAAGUAUGUCCGACCGAAAUGAGCUGCUCAUGGCAAUGAUCGAGACGAACAGGCCGCCCCGGGUGUACAGCCCCAGACCAGCAGUUGUACCUCGUCCAGUACCUCAAGCUCGACGUGCCGAUGCUAAGGCAGUGACAGAGGGAGAUGAAUGCUCAGAUGUGCUGCUGGAUACUGGUGCAAAUGAAGUAGUCCGAACUGCUCCAGGGCCAAAACCUGCAAGGGCAAGACCCGCGCCUUUGGUUCUUGCAGAUGGGCAGCAGGUGAAUGCUUGGCGCACUCGAGAUGGCGAGAUGUUCGUGGAGGCUCAGGAGGGAACUUCAACAUUGUGUGCCGUAUGCCGACUCAUACAGAUUGGAGUUUCGUUCCUGUGGGAUGCUUCUGGAGCACAUCUAAAAAUGCCGCAGAGUUUGGGUGGUGAAUGGGUGCAGCUGGAGAUCCGAAAUGGACUUCCAUUUCUCGACUUUACGCAAUACAAGCGCCUACGACCACUUCUGACCAGGAAUUGGAAAGAGACUUGCAUGAGUGCUGUGAGUCCGUGUGCAAGUGAGGAGCCGCUUGGAGAGCCUUACGUCGUGAGCUGGGAGGAUAUCGCCAAGGAGCCGGAAGGCGAGGCGGAAGCGCGCGCCCUGUUGGAUCGGCCAGGACCGCUGAACUAUGUGGACGUCGCCAAUGUGAUCCGCGCGGCCAAGCUACAGCCAAUGAUUACCAACCGGAAGAACAAAGUUUCGAAUCCCGAAAGCAAGUUAAAGAUUUGGGUGUUUGGAUCGUGGGUGCAAGGAGGACUACAUGGUAUUACCAAGAUCACUUUGGAACGGCCGUGUUUAGCUCGACUUCUGGGACGCUUCAUGAGGGAACAGACAGACAAUCCUUUCCUAUCCAUCGCAGUCUCUGAAGACGUCGUGUUCAAGCCCCACAAAGAUCCGAACGACGGAAACAUCCCGAACACACUGCUGGGAAUUUCUUCUUACACCGGAGGAGAAUUGUGGCUGGAGGAUGAUGACAAUGCGCCGGCGAACGACCAGAAGCGAUACUGGAGAGUGGUGAAGCCUGGGGAGAAGCCAAGACCUGGAACACCACAUGCUACGGCUGGCGGAAGAAAGGUUGAAUUCCUGGGAACACGCUACCACGGCACAGAGGCGUACAAGGGAUCCCGAAAGGUCCUGAUCUCAUACACUCCUCGCGACUGGUGGACACUUGGGAGAAAAAAUCUCGACACUCUGGAGGCGUUGGAAUUUCGAGUGCCAGGUAGAUACUUGGAUACCCACUUGAGCUCCACUGCGCGACAGAUUGCCGACCACCAGUCUGAGUUCAGGGAAGAGAUAAGUGACAGUGAAAGUUUUUCCCAUGGUGCCUCGCUUGCGUGUGCUUUUCACUUGAAGUAUAAGAACACUUGUGUGCACUGCCAAGCAAGCCGCGGCCAUCGACGAGCUCACUACAAAAUUCCGCGUGACCAAAUCAGUACUGGAGUUAUCAGCUUUGAUCUUUCUGGUCCACAUGACAAGGCACGGGAUGGGGCUCGCUACUUUCUGGUUGGUGUUCUUGUAAACAAAGAAGCUACAUCAGUUCCCUACGUGCGCGUGCAGAAAUCCAAGAAGGCAGUCGAAACGCUUGCAGGGAUUAAGUCAAUUUUGGCACAGAUUCGCGCUGAAGCUGACAAUCCUGAAGUGGUGAUUCGUGUGCACAGUGACGGGGGAGGUGAAUUUACAGCUGCUAACGUGGUUGAUGAGGUCGCCCGCGAAGGACUUUGGAAAACCCUGUCCGCUGCCUAUGAACCUGAGGCCAAUGGGAAGGCGGAGAGACAGGUACAAGCUGUAAAGGAGGCAGCAACAAGCCUUCUUCUUCAUGCUGACAUGCCGAAGUCUUUUUGGUCGUACGCAGUAAAGCAAGCUGCGUAUGAACUUCGUUUGCAGGCACUCAACAUUGACAGACCAGUUGGAACACCCACCUUCGGAGGGGCAUUCGGUAUUCCCAGUUAA
Symbiodinium natans is the source of this 4230-nucleotide messenger RNA. The record is from the annotation of a GenBank genome assembly. Lineage: Eukaryota; Dinophyceae; Suessiales; Symbiodiniaceae.